Trifolium pratense (red clover) is the source of this 3050-nucleotide messenger RNA. RefSeq names its product heat shock 70 kDa protein 14-like. The transcript is spliced from 10 exons. The coding region runs from base 295 to 2853 and encodes 852 amino acids. The record is from RefSeq and is a predicted model, not a curated record. NCBI's taxonomy places the organism in Eukaryota, Viridiplantae, Streptophyta, Magnoliopsida, Fabales, Fabaceae. Gene Ontology annotation, cellular component: nucleus; cytosol. Gene Ontology annotation, molecular function: ATP-dependent protein folding chaperone; ATP binding. Gene Ontology annotation, biological process: protein folding.
ACAUAUAUUUAACAAAGCAUGUCGGAUAAACGGUUUAAAUCUUUUUUUUUUCUUUGUUAAAUCUAAGAAAAUUAGACAAGAUUGUUCUAGAAAUAUAAUAGUAAGCUUAGAUAAAGAAAGAGUUAAGAUGGUUCUAGAAAAAAACACACUCUUUUAAACGUGGAGUUAGUUUGUUGAGAUUCUUCUAAGAAUCACAAAGUAGCCACACAAAUCGCAAACCCUCUCUUUUGUCUCCAACGACGCCAGAUUUUGUUUUUUUGAAGUUUUUGUUGAAGUUAAAUUUAAUUUAAGAAGAUGAGCGUGGUAGGUUUUGAUUUUGGUAAUGAGAGUUGCAUUGUUGCGGUUGCUAGACAGAGAGGUAUUGAUGUCGUGUUAAACGAUGAAUCCAAACGUGAAACUCCUGCUAUUGUUUGUUUCGGUGAAAAGCAGCGUUUUAUUGGUACUGCUGGUGCUGCUUCAACUAUGAUGAAUCCUAAGAAUUCAGUUUCACAGAUUAAGAGACUUAUUGGGAAGAAAUUUUCUGAUCCCGAUUUGCAGAGUGAUCUUAAGUCUUUACCUUUUAGUGUCAGUGAAGGACCUGAUGGGUAUCCUUUGAUUCAUGCUAGGUAUUUAGGGGAAGUUAAGACGUUUACACCUACACAAGUGUUUGCGAUGAUGUUGUCGAAUAUGAAAGAGAUAGCUACGAAAAAUCUUAAUGCUGCGGUUCAUGAUUGUUGCAUUGCGAUUCCGGUUUAUUUUACUGAUCUUCAGAGAAGGGCUGUUUUGGAUGCUGCAACUAUUGCUGGUUUGCACCCACUUCGGUUGCUUCAUGAAACUACUGCGACUGCUUUGGCGUAUGGGAUUUAUAAGACAGAUCUGUCUGAAACUGAUCCGCUGAAUGUGGCCUUUGUGGAUAUUGGACAUGCUAGUAUGCAGGUGUGCAUUGCUGGAUUCAAAAAGGGGCAGCUGAAAGUGUUGGCUCAUUCGUUCGAUAGGUCUCUUGGUGGUAGGGAUUUUGAUGAGGUUUUGUUUCAUCAUUUUGCUGGGAAGUUUAAGGAGGAGUACAAAAUCGAUGUGCUUCAGAAUGCUAGGGCAUGUCUGAGGCUUAGGGCUUCUUGUGAGAAGAUGAAGAAGAUGCUCAGUGCAAAUCCUGUGGUACCCAUGAACAUUGAGUGCUUGAUGGAUGAGACAGAUGUGAAGGGUAUCAUGAAGCGUGAGGAGUUUGAGGAACUGAGUCUCCCUAUUUUGGAGCGUGUCAAGGGACCUUUGGAGAAGGCACUUGCCGACGCAGGACUCUCAGUUGAUGACAUACAUAUGGUUGAGGUUGUUGGUUCGGGCUCUCGCGUACCAGCUAUAAACAAAAUUUUGACCGAGUUUUUCAAGAAGGAGCCUAGGCGGACAAUGAACGCUAGUGAAUGUGUUGCUAAAGGAGCUGCAUUGCAAUGCGCUAUUCUUAGCCCAACAUUUAAAGUGCGAGAAUUUCAGGUCAAUGAAAGCUUCCCUUUCUCAAUUUCCCUUGCAUGGAAAGGUUCCGGUCCAGAUGCACAGGAUACUGUACCCGAUAAUCAGCAGAGUUCCCUUGUUUUUCCCAAGGGUAAUCCUAUACCAAGUAUCAAGGCACUGACAUUCUACAGGUCCGGAACAUUUACCAUUGAUGUACAGUAUAGUGAUGCGAGUGGGCAACAAACACCUUCAAGGAUAAGCACAUAUACUAUUGGUCCUUUCGAAGUUAAACAAAGCGAAAAGGCAAAAGUUAAAGUGAAAGUUCGUUUGAAUGUGCAUGGAAUUGUUUCUGUUGACCUGGCAACUCUCCUAGAAGAGGAAGAAGUUGAGGCUUCAGUUUCCAAAGAAUCAGCAAGCGAACCUACUAAGAUGGAUGCUGAUGAAGCUCCUGCUGAUGCUGCUGCUGCACCUCCCAAUGGCAAUGACGCUGAUGUUAAUAUGCAAGAUGCAAAGGCUAAUGCUGAUACCCCUGGCGUUGAAAAUGGCAUCCCUGAGAAUGGAGAUAAGCCUGCACAAAUGGAUGUUGAUGAUACCAAGGUCCCAAAGAAAAAGGUUAAGAAAACAAAUGUUCCUGUGGCUGAGUUAGUUUAUGGAGCAAUGUCACCUGCGGAUGUCCAGAAAGCUUCGGAGAAGGAGUAUGAAAUGGCUUUGCAAGAUCGUGUAAUGGAAGAAACAAAGGACAAGAAAAAUGCAGUAGAGGCUUAUGUUUAUGACAUGAGAAACAAGCUUAAUGACAAAUACCAUGAGUUUGUCAUUGCUUCUGAGAGGGAAGGUCUUACUGCGAAACUUCAGGAGGUGGAAGAUUGGCUAUAUGAGGACGGUGAAGAUGAAACUAAAGGGGUAUAUAUUGCAAAACUUGAAGAGCUCAAAAAGCAAGGUGACCCGAUUGAAGAGCGUUACAAAGAAUACACGGAGAGGGGUGCAAUAAUUGAUCUGUUCAACAAUGUUUUAGCUAGUUACAGAGAAGCUGCAAUGUCAGCCGAUCCCAAAUUUGAUCACAUUGACAUCAACGAAAAACAGAAGGUCUUAAAUGAAUGUGUUGAAGCUGAGAACUGGCUUAGGGAGAAGAAGCAGCAGCAAGACGCACUUCCAAAACAUGCCAACCCUGUACUAUUGGUAGCUGAAAUAAGAAAGAAAGCUGAGGCCCUUGAUAGGUUCUGCAAGCCAAUUAUGACAAAGCCAAGGCCGGCCAAGCCAGCUGCUCCACAAGCACCGCCAAGUCCAGCUUCUUCAGGUUCUGAGCAGCAGCAAUCUCAUGCAGAUGAGAAUGCCAGCACAAAUGAAAAUACCGGGGAUGAUGGUAAUCAGGCUUCAUCAGCAUCCAGUGAACCUAUGGAGACUGAUAAACCAGACAAUGCUGGUUCUGCAUAAUUUUUGUUCUUGAUUUGGUCUCAUUUUCUUUCCAAGACUAGUAGUGUCUGUCUACCACAUGAUUGUGUGGUUUGCCUUCCAAAUGCGUGGUGGAAAGCGGGCAAAUUUAUUUAUGCUCUUUAGGUUUAUAGAAUAUAUAUUUGUGUACCAUUUCUAGAAGUUUAAUUAUAAUGGAUGUUUCCCAUUUUGCGUUUCAA